This is a messenger RNA of Cotesia congregata, 2295 nucleotides long. Lineage: Eukaryota; Metazoa; Arthropoda; Insecta; Hymenoptera; Braconidae. The record is from the annotation of a GenBank genome assembly.
AUGGAUUUACGAAGAAUGUCUAAUUGGAACGUCUUAAAUGUUGAAGCUGCGCUUCAACAAUUGAAUUAUCAAGAGAAAGAAAAUGAUGGAUUUGUAAUAAUUGUACCUCGCAGUACCACGUACUCGCAGAAGAACUUUAGCGGAGUUGAUGUUUGGGGACAAAUUGCUUUGGAGACAUCGCAGAUGUAUGUUGAAGAAGGUGGUGUCAUUAAAAGUAGAUUCGCAAGUACUACGAUUGAAAAAUUACCUGAUAAAGUAAUUCUCAACAUCUUUGCGUACCUGUCUCAUCGUGAAAUUUGUCGAUUAGCUCGUGUUUGUAAACGUUGGCGACAAAUAGCUUAUGAUACAAGAUUAUGGAAACAUGUUUCUUUAAGGCCUGAGAUCAGUGGACUUCAUGUUAAUUCACUUGAAAUGCUUCUACAACUUAUAAGCGUGCGAUUUGGACCUUCAUUGAGAUACAUUGAAUUGCCAAUUGAACUUAUUACUCAUACUGUACUACACGAACUGGCUAACAAGUGUCCAAAUUUGACUGCCAUGCUUUUGGACUUUUCAACAGCGAUGCAACUGCAUGAUUUUUCUGAAAUGCAAGCAUUUCCAACCAAACUUAAGUACAUGUGUAUUUGUUUAUCUGAAGUUAUUUUCAUGGAAGGUUUCAUGAGAAAAAUUUAUAAUUUUAUUAAUGGUCUUGAAAUUCUUCAUUUGAUUGGAACUUAUGAGAAAAUUGAGGAAGAAGAAGAAGAAAUUUAUGAAGUAAUAAAUGUUCAUAAAUUGAAGUCAGCGACUCCCAAUCUUCGUGUAAUAAAUUUAUACGGAAUAAAUUUCGUGGAUGAUUCACAUAUUGAUGCAUUCUCAUCCAAUUGUAUACAACUUGAAUGCUUGGCAGUCAAUUUUUGUUCAAAAGUUACUGGGUCGACGAUGAAGACAUUAUUUCAAAGAAGUAGAAGAUUAAAAUGUCUUCUUAUGCAGGGAACUAACCUUCAAAGCGAAUACGUCAUGCAAGUUGAGUGGGAAAAAUCGAGUAUCCAAGAAUUAGACGUUACUGCCACAGAUUUGUCAACUGAAUGUUUGAUCGAUAUGUUAACUAGGAUUCCUGGUUUAAGAUUUUUAAGUGCUGGGCAAUUAAAUGGUCUUAAUGACAGCGUUCUCAAAGCUUGGGCUGACAUUGGCAAUCCAAGAAAUUUAAUAGCAGUCGAUCUUGACAGAUCUGACAAUCUUACUGAUGAUGCUCUCCACAAAUUCCUUUCACGAUAUGGUCAUCAGUUAUGGGGCAUUUCGUUAUCUGGUAUGCCACAUAUAACUGAUCAAUUGUGGCAAAGCGUAUUACCAAUACUCACAAAUGCUAAGAUUCUUGUUAUGGGAACACAAGAAAGACUUGGAGUUAAUAUUCACGUAGAUCAGUUGAUGGAUGGUAUUGCAAAUAAUUGUCCAAAUUUGGAAAGAUUGGAAUUACGUUGGGACCCUGAGAAUCUUCGUUUUUCAGAUAAAAGCCAAAAAGCUAUUGACGUUUUACGUGUAAAAUGCAUUAAACUCAAAUGUCUGGUCCUCAGACAGAACUACUGUUGUUCGUACGACAACAUGCUCCAGAAUGAUGAUUUAAAAGAAAAACGACUGAAAGUCGUUUUAGUAGGAGAUUCUGGUGCCGGCAAAACAAGUAUAGCAACAAGGUUUUGCAAUGAUGAAUUUACAAGACAAUACAGUCCAACGGCUGGAAUUGAUUUUUUUAUGAAAAAUCUUUCUUUGGGUCCAUAUAAAAAUGUUAAUAUUUUUGUAUGGGAUGUUGGUGGACUAUCAUUACGAGGAGCUAUGUUGGAUAAAUACGUUUAUUGUGCAGAGAUUAUCCUUUUAGUUUACGAUGUUACCAAUAGUUCAAGUUUUGAGAUUCUUGAUGAAUGGAUUGCUGUAAUAAAUGAAAUAAAUGAUAAACAAGAAGAAAAUAAACCAUUAAUGGUAAUUAUUGGAAACAAAUGUGAUAUGGAUCAUCAAAGAACUGUCAAACGAGAUAAAUCACACCGAUAUGCAGCAGAAAAAGGUUUUAUUUAUUAUGACAUGUCUGCACGAACUGGUGAAGCGGUAGCUUUAACGAUAGCAAAUCUUGCUGCUAAAGUACUCGGUGUACAAUUGACGAGAGUGGACCAAGAUUUUCAUAAACCAAUUAUUACAGCCGAAAUCGGAGACACUGUUGAUAUGCCAACGAUACAAAGAAUUGUCAAAAGACAUCCUACUAAGAAAUCCAUCUUGAAUAACAACUAUCCAACUCUUCCACUAUCCAAAUCAACAGUGUGCUCAUUACAAUAA